AUGGAAAUGUACUAUCAAAACUAUUAUGAUCCUCAAAUGAAUAGAUAUGACCCUUAUUCUAACAAUUACAAUUCACAAUGGGAAGAAUAUUCUAAUACUUUCUAUGGUGGAAAUCAAUAUGUUGAGCCAAAUUACUACUCUCAAUCAGAAUAUAAUGAGUUCACGCCGCAAUAUUCAGAUCCAUCAAUUGGAGAUCUCAUCAAUGCACUAAAUGCCAGCAAUCUCCAACUUCAACAGAUGUUAGAGCAGGCUUAUGGGCCUUUUCCUCAACAACCUCAUACAGGAAUGUCACAAGAUCACGAACCAUCAAUUUUAGAUAUGCUAAAAACUUUAGUGGCUUCAACUAUACAAACCCAAGUUAUUCUUCAGAGUACAAAAGCGUCCCGCAAUAAUUUGGAGAGUACUAUGGGACAAAUUGCUACAUCAUUGAAUAAUAUUGAGGUUGAGAGUAAUGGAGAAUUACCCACAGAAUUAGAGAAUAAUCCAAUAGAGAAUGAUGACAUAACAUUUGAUCUAAUUCCAACUCAAGAAGUCAACAAUUCAACCCUAGAAACAUCUUCUCCACUGGAGAUUGAAACUUUCACGCCAGUUGGUCCAUCAUCACAGAAUAUGCUACACAAACCAAUUGUCAAAUCGUAUGUCCAUAUUCCUAAUUUUCCGAGUAGAUUGACAAAAUUUAAGAAUGAGGAGGAAAAUAAGGUGAUCCUUAAAAUCAAUAUUUCGCUCCUUACAACCAUUAAACAAGUACCACCAUAUGCUAAGCUUCCUAAGGAGUUGUCCACAAAUAAAAGGAAGCUGAAGGGUGAUAAAAAGAUAAGUGUGGGGGAGAAUGUUUCUGCUAUUCUCCAAAGGAAGUUGCUACCCAAGUGUCAAGACCUUUGGAUGUUUAUAAAUUCAUACAUUGUCGGUAAAACCAAGUUUGAUCAUUGUAUGAUAGAUUUAGGAGCAUCUAUUAAUGAUAUAUCUUAUUCUAUUUUUGCUUCUUUAAAGCCAGGGUUAUUAAAAGAAACUAGUAUUCUUAUUCGAUUGGCUGAUCGCACUAAUGUUUAUUCCCUAAGGGUAGUUGAAGAUGUUUUGGUGCAUGUUCAAUUGAGGAGGCCAUUCCGACUUAUUACAAGUACAAAGCUGGAUGUCAAUGUAUGGGUACUUACAAUAGAAUUUGAUGAUGAAGUUAUACAAUUUGAUAUAUGGAACUCUAUUGAUAAGUACAAGAUGAAGAAGGUUUUGUUAAAUGACCCACCAUAA
Messenger RNA from Humulus lupulus (European hop), 1245 nucleotides. RefSeq lists its product as uncharacterized. NCBI's taxonomy places the organism in Eukaryota, Viridiplantae, Streptophyta, Magnoliopsida, Rosales, Cannabaceae. The coding region runs from base 1 to 1245 and encodes 414 amino acids. The transcript has 2 exons. The record is from RefSeq and is a predicted model, not a curated record.